GAUGUUAGGCGACAUAUGAUGCAACACCCGUUUGAUCCAAAAUGUCGUCAACUGCGUCUUAUCCCGCGCUAAGGACGUAACAUACUCUACCCUGCGCCUGAUCUGUGACGCUAUUGCGGCGGAUCUUCAGUGCUUGAGCUCGGCACGGCAGCGGGAGAGAAGUCAUCGCUUCUCCUGCUGCUGCUUUAGCACACUGCGUAGGGUUACAGCAGGUUACGCCUGGACCCAGCUGUCAUUCAAGAUGAACCCUUAUGACUGAAAGUUAGCCCUAUUCAGUAAGCUGUUAGCUUCCAAUGGUCACAGUCAUGCCUGAAGAUUAAAGCCCCCAUUUCAUCACUGGAAAGCAACUAUAUAGAAGAUCUACAUGAUUCUUCAUGUAGACCUUCCUGUGUUUGUCCUGCUGGAUUAAAUUUCCUCUCCUCUUUGAUAGUCUAAGCUCUGUCCCUUUUAUACCACUCCCACAUGUCUACCUGGGAACAUGCAACUGCUUCUGAGAAUGGCUCCAACCUAGUCCCAUGCGUCCAGUGAGUGGAGACUCUGACGGCCCUGGUCCUGAAAGAGUAUCACAGGCCUUCCCUUUGUCAGGCCCUGUGCCCUCCUUAGAGAUGUCCUCACUGCAGUCACUGGGCCCAGUGCAAAGCUGGCUGGGUCAGGAGCUGGAGAAAUGUGGCAUAGAUGCAGUGAUCUACACACGCUAUGUCCUUAGCCUGUUGCUGCACGACAGUUAUGACUAUGAACUGCGGGACCAGGAAAAUGACAUCUUCCUAGGCUGGGAUAAAGGAAUGGGGAAGAAAUGGGGAAAAAGCAAGCGGAAGGGAGGGCCUGAUCUUAGUCUGGAAGAGAUGAAGAAACAAGCUGCUGUGCAAUGUUUGCGUUCAGCAUCUGAUGAAAAUGCUGGAAUUGAAAGCUUGGUUGAGGAGCUCUGCUCUAAACUCAAGGAUAUUCAAAACAAACAGAAAGAAAAAGAAAAGCAAGAAAGGAAAAAAACAGAUAUAUCUCAGUCUCCUGAACUGGAUGAAUCACUUUCUUCUAAGGACCAGGUUGAGAUGUAUUAUGAAGCCUUUCCACCUCUCUCAGAAAAAUCAGUUUGUCUUCAAGAAAUUAUGACCGUGUGGAACAAAGCUAAAGCCUGCGCAUAUUCCAGUUCAUCAUCAUCUGCUGUCCCUCAAACAAGCACCGACACAUCCUCCCCAAAAGACUGCACCAGCGAAGGUGAAGCUUUUAAAGACAAAACACUUGAUGCACCCAGCUCCAAUCCAACCAGCGAGAGGGCCCAGCAGCGACGCACUAAGAGGGAGAAGGAAAAUCGAUUCCAUGGUGGCACAGCAGUUGUGCCUGAUGAUCAGGUUGCUCAUCAGAGUAAGAGGCAGGCUAGACAUCGGACCGAGGGGAGAUUCCGUCCCAGAUCAUGGUCUUCUGGCUCUAGUGAGGCUGGCUCAAGCUCCAGUGGUAAUCAGUGUGACCAGACCUCUAGCUGUAAAGCAGUCCGCAUCAGGAACAAGUCUCGGGAGGUCAGCAGCAGAAACAAAAAAGGGCGCAGUGGUGGACAGGUCAAAGUGGCUUUAAAAGUUAUCGACAAAGAGGAGAGGAAAAACGCACGUGGCAGCAACAGUACUACUGGAGGCCCACAUAAGCAACAGCAGCACUACAUGAAAAAAGGCAAAAGGCCUCUGAGGGAGAUCCGCAAAGAUGCUAAUCUGGUUGAGGCACAGGAGUCAGGAGGGGAGGCUAAUAAAAAGGAAUAUAUGGAAGAACCUCUUUGGUACACAGAGCCCAUCUCUGAGUACUUUGUUCCCCUCAGUAGAAGUAAAUUGGAGACAAAGUAUCGGAGUAAAAAAGACUCUUCUAAUGACUUAGCCAUGUCCAUUGAUGUAGAUUGCCUGUCAGAGAGAAUUCAAGGAAUCUGCAUUGCAAAUUCUUGUUUUCAAAGGGCAUACCUUGCAGCGGGCACUUUUGUGGAUGGGCACUACAUUGAAGUGCCUGGUGAAGGUGAUGAAGAGGUUACUGAACUAAAUGGGAUUCCGAGUUACCCUCCUCCUGAAGAUGGUCAAGAUUUAGAUGAUGAGCAUCUGUCUGAAAUCACUCACUUCUAUGAAGUUGAUCUUUAUCAAUCCAUAUUGGAUCCUAGUGCCUCAGAUGCGGUACAAGAAAGUCGAAUCUUGAACAUGAUUCGUCAGAAAAGCAUUGAGCGAAAACACUUUGAAGCAGGAUGUGUAGUUUUAGAUGGCCUUGAGCUGCAAGGGGAAAGUGCAAUAAGGGUGGAUUCUCUGGGAGCCUCAGAAGCUGAUACUUCUUUCACACAAGAUAUGGAAAACAUUGCUCAAAUGUGGGAGUGUCAUUCAUCAUCUAGUUUGGAGGAUUUGGAGGGAGAAAGUUGUCCAGGUGACUCUCCAGUUAGGCUUUCCCCAGUUAUGGACAAUGUUUCGUAUAACCUUAGCAAGCUGUCUGGAGCUUUUGUAGGACCUCAUUUCCAAGAAGCCAGUGGUAGCAUAUCUGCCCUGAACUCCUGCUUUUCACUUUUUGAGUUGCAGUAUGAUAGCCCUACAUUUUCUUUUCCCAGUGACUCACUCACAGUGGGUCAGGACAAUGUAGAUCCAAGUAGCUGUUUAGAUCCACAAGGAAACAAACAAUCUCGUUUGCUAAUUUGGACCAAAAACAGUGCCUUUGAUGAAACGGAACAAUGCUCUAACUUAUCAACAAGGACAUGCAGUCCGUGGUCCCACUCGGAAGAGACGAGAUCAGAUAGUGAGCAGAUUGGUGCUCCAGCAGAAGAAUCUGCUCAGUUUGGUAACGAAGAGGUCCGUUGUAUCCCCCUUAUUCCACCUUCAUGCCUGGAGGAGGACCUUUUGGAUUUCUUGCAAGAAAACUCAAGUCACCAGCAGGAAGAACCGAGUGUAGGCACAGAGUCCAACCAGCCCUUCAAUAAGAAAUCAAAACUGGAGUCCAUUUGUGGCAUAGCAUUAGAGCAGGAUGAGAGUAAACUUUAUAAUGCUCUUGUGUUUUCAGAUGUCCCAAAUCAACAAACUGAUGAAUACACCUCAGGGAUAAUAAGAGACAUUUGGAUGGCUAUUGGAGAUGGAGACUGUGUGUUAACACUUGGGGUAAAGAAUACUGGGGAGCACUUGUUUUCAGAAGAGGCUGCUGACUUACAGUGCAGUUGCCUUGACAAGGAUAUAAAAGGUGAAAUAAUUCAAAAGAAAGCUGUGCAGCGUUCUGAGUAUCAUCUUUGGGAUGGGCAGAAAAAGGAUGAUGGGCUUUCUAAAAACAAGAUGUGUAAAAUGGAUGGGGAUUAUACAACACCGGCCAAGCCCUGGAAUGGUAAUUCAGAGGACAGCACAUCAUUUAUCCUUGGAGGGGUUUAUGGAGAGCUAAAGACUCUAAGUGGUGAUAGGGAAUGGGCUAUGAUUCCACCUAGCGAUGCUUGUGGGAGUUUGUUGCAGUGUGCAGCAGCCACAUCUUCUGAUAUGGUAACCAUUGCCGGGGCAGAUGUGUUCAUGAACACAAGCAGUUGCUUUGCUCCUGGCCACAAGCCAUUGUGGAGACCUCUUGUGUCCUUCGGUCAAAAUGAGCAAGCUGCCAAGGGACCAGGAGAUAGUUUGAAUAAGGGAUUUUCUGUUGUCUUCCAUGAAGAUUUACUUGGAUCAUGUGGAGGCUUCCGUGGAGAAGAACCGGGACUAGAUUACCCGUUUUCAUCCUUUGAUCUAAACAACCCUUUUUCCCAGGUCCUGCAUGUGGAGUGCUCUUUUGAGCCAGAGGAUAUGGCAUCGUUCAGCCCGGGAUUCAAGCCAAAAUCCAUACUAUGCUCAGACUCUGACAAUGAGCCCAUUUGCCCUUGGUUAUAUGGCAUUAACCGGACUCAAUAUCGGGCCAUUCGAAUUUCCCCAAGGACUCAUUUCCGGCCAAUAUCUGCCUCUGAACUGUCUCCGGGUGGCUGCAGUGAGUCGGAUGUAGAGUCUGAGAAAGAAGAAGCAAGUCUUCCAGUUGGUCAGGCAGACCUCUUUGAUGACCCACAGGCUGACCUCAAGCCGCUUGAGGAGGAUGCAGAGUGUGAGGGUCCUUAUUAUGGGAAAUCUGAAUUAGAAUCUGGGAAGUUCUUACCCAGAUUAAAGAAGUCUGGCAUGGAGAAGAGUGCCCAGACAUCACUUGAUUCGCAGGAGGGUGGCACCACUCUUCUGCCAAUUACUGAACAAGAGAUUUGCGUACAUUGUGAGACGGCAGCGGUGCCGGAGCUGUGUUCUCAUGUGCAUUCCUCUGUUUUUCAACAAGAGGAAUCUUUCAGAGAGACAGAGUCUUGCAAAUGUGCCGCAACUGAUCAGAGUCCUAAAAGUGGAAAGUCACUUGGUGGGGUUCAAGAUAUGCAUGAGCUUCCUCUGUUGAAUUUUGGAGAACAGUGCUUAACUACUAUCCAGCAAGAUGAGUGCUGGUGGCAAAGUACUCUGUGCCCUCCUUUAUUUUCAGGUUCUCAGUGCAGAGGAAGCAGUAACAUAUGAAUUGUCUCUCGAGCACCAAGGCAUACCAAUGCUGAUUUUCUCCCAUCACCUUCAACCAGAACCCGGAGGAGGGAUAGCAGGACCCUCAUGAGAACAGCAACCCCAGGCCCAUAAUUGGGGCUCUUAUUUACCCACUGUCCUUGGGCCUGUUAAUCCUCUGUCAGUUCAUCUGAAACAGCAUAUCAGCAUAAACAGGAAAACUUGGCAAUAGGUUGACCAUGUAGUUAGGUGAUUUUGUUCAACAGCAUUUCUUAUAGACUUUUUUUUCAGUCUGCUAAUACCAAGGGUGAACAAAUUUGAAGAGAGUUAAAAAGACAUAGUUAAGCAUUAAGAAUGUUCUUUAAUUUACCCCUUUUAGAUUUUAGCUUCUCUUUUAUGUUUGAUCUGGGAUACGCUAUAGUUGUGGUCCUAUUGAUUGUGCAUGUGCUCGUGAACCUAGUCUCAGUCUUUCUAAUAGUAUAAGUUUCCGUGACCUAACUAUGAAUACUCAGAAGUCAGGUUGAAAGCACUACGAUUGCAAAAAACCCAGACCCUGAUUAGUUUGAUUUUUGUUUUUUUUUACCUUCAGAUUACUUGGAGGAUAGAGUUGUGUGAGGUUUGGUGUGUUGAAAGAAAAAAUGCUGUUGAACCCCCCGCACACACUUUUGUGUGCUUUUUUGCAUCAACCAUUCACUGGUGUUGCCAUUCCAUUCAGCCUUGAAAGCAUGCUAAAGAAAUUAAGCAGGGUAGGAACUUGACAAGUUCAACAAUUCAACAAGCAAACUGAAAAACAGCUCUUGUUAAGCAGAAGGAUAAUGAAAAAACCCUACAAGGCUGUAUAUCCUUUAAAGAUGGAUGAAGCUUGCAUUGCUUGAGUAUACCUCUUAAUAGAGCCAUUGUGUUUUAUUUUGUUAACAUAAUUUUGUUAACAAAACAUUGACAAAUUCUAAAGGUGUUUUGACUUUCAGUUGCAAUAUACAUGGAACACACAAUAUAAAAACUGGUGCAAAAAUGAGGGCUUUAAGCAGAUCAAGAUUUAGAAGGGGAUUAGUAAAGUAUUUUGACACAGUUUUACAAUUUCUUAGAUUCUACAUCUUUAAAAACUAUUGCAUUACAGUUUGGUAUUUUAGCCAAAUGUUAUGUUACAAUUUGUACCUUAUACAGUGUGGUGUAUAAAGUAAAAAUUGGUUUAUAGGUUGAUUUGUAGUUUAUACCCCUUUCCACAGCUGAAGUGAGUACUGAUGGCUUUUUUUAAUCAAGAAAAGAGCAUACAUGUGUUUUCAGAAACAACAGUUGUACCAGAAAGCUGUGGCUGUUUUAUUGUAAUAAUGCAUCACACCUGCAGCAUAAGUAUCUAGCAAGAUCUAAAAUGAAGGGGUGUAUAAAAGCAACGUUAUAUUUUGGCACACCAUAACUCUGUAACAUUCUGCUAUUUUGUUUCAUGUUAAAUGCUAAGAGGAACAUACAGUACAAUGGCUUAUUUCUGAGAUCUGUUAAAUUUUUGUUUUUAAUUCACCCUCUUUGAAGUGAAUUAGGGCUAAAAUAUUCUAUUUGAAAUGUAGGUUGCCUUUGUUUUGUUGGGGGGGGUAUGCGUGGAAUGAAGGGUGGUAGAGAUAUAGUGUAACCCUUUUACGUUUGCAUAAAGAAUAAUACUAUUUGGGUUCAGAAGUUCCAAACAUUUUAUUGUUAGUCAAUUUGUUUUCAAAAUGCAGAGAUAACCAGUUCAUUUUACAAUUCCAGAAACUUUAUCUCAAAAGUGUUCUCCAUAUUCAGUCAGCCAUCUGCUGGCUGUACUAUCUAUCAGUUCAAAAAAUUAAAUCUUUUUUUUUAAGAUGUACCCAUUUGAAAAUACUACAUGUAUACUACACAAGCAGAUUUUAAAGGAACACGCUAACUUUUUAGGACGUAAGCUUAUUCACCGUAUCCCCCAGAGUUAGAUAAGUCCAUACAUACUCUUUUUAUCUCCAUGCCGUAACUGUCUAAUGCCCCCUCCGCUAGCCUAGCUUAGCACAAAGACUAAGUAAAUGACUCCAGCUAGCAUACUGCUCCCAAUAAGUGACAAAAUAACGCCAGCAUUUUCCUAUUUAUAUGUUGUGAUUUGUAUAGUCACAGCAUGUACAAAUAACAAGGUCAUAUGAGAGCCAUCUUUUAACCAUAUACAUAGAAACUAUAUUCUUAGAGGCAAAGCACUGCUUCUUGGGCGGAGUGAUUUGCUUGCAGCACCUGGGAAGCCCCGUGGUGAGGAUCAGAGAGUUUGUGCAAGUGUUGCACUAAUCACUCCGCCCAAGUAGCAGUGCUUUGCCUUCUUAGAACAUAUACCCAGUAUAUAUACGGUUAAAAGAUAGCUGUUUCUCAUAUGUCCUUGUUAUUUGUACACACUGUGACUGUACAAAUCACAGCAUAUAAAUAGUUCAAGAAAAUUUUGGCAUUAUUUUGUCACUUAUUGGGAACAGUAUGUUAGCUGGAGCCAUUUACUUUGUGCUAAGCUAGGCUAGCGUUGGUUGUAUCAGAUUUACGGGACGUACAGAGAUUAAAAGGAUAUGUAAGGACUUCUCUAACUCUGGGGGAUAUGGUGAAUAAGCUAAAGUCCUAAAACUUCCACGUAAAAGUCGAGGUGUUCCUUUAAAUGGUGUGAAGUGUGCGUUUUUGACUCUAAUUUCCAAGAGCACCCUUUAUAGUUUGUUUUGCCUAUUUAAAACUAUGGUGUGCAGCUUUUUUAAAAUUGGGCCUUAAAAAAUUUAAAUCUUUAAUAUAUUUAUACACAGAUGGUUCUCCUUUCACAUUUGCAUAUUAUGUACUUUGUGGAUUGGUAGAACCUGCAAACUAUUUUUGUAGUAGGGGCUAAAUGUGACAAAGCAAGCGAAUUUUGUUUCAAACAACAAAUUUCUUUGAAAACUAAUUACAGCAGGUACUUAUUUCUUAAACAUAAAUGUUACUAAAAAGUCACGUUUGCUAAUGCUCCCUUGCAAGGGUGAAAGUAUUUUGUUGGCCGGAUUUUGAGCUACAAAUGAAUCCCUUGUAUUUUGUAUGACCAAGUCUCAUGGGUAGAUUGUUAAAUUUUUCUUUAUUUGCUCCUUGUGGUCAUGGAAGUGUAGCUGUCUUUCAAAACUCAUAAUAUAUAAUUAAUUCAUGUGAUUUUAGUUAAAUGGGAUGGCACAAGUAUUUUGGUACAUAAGAGGUGUAUGGACUCCUUUUAAUGGAUCAUUUCUUCGACAACAUAUUUACAUUGCAGUUUACUUUUCAAAAUUAAAAUACUUUCAAGAGAUUCCAAAAAUGCAGUUAGCUAGGCCAAUUGUUGCUGUUUCUUUCUACAAUCUACAAAGUUGCCGUCCUCUAAAGUAGGAAAUCCUUUAAUUUGUUACUUGUAUUAGAAGCUUGUUUUAGGGUGGAUGGGUGAUGGAUGACAAAAACAUUUGGAUCUUAAAUAUUUUGAGAGAAAAACAUAUAAUGUGAAUAAUGAGGCAGACAGUUAUGACUGCAUGGGUAGAUAAUUUAAGGUUACAGAUAUACAGUUUCUCUCUGUUUGACCUGGUACCUAUUUUAAAAAUGUUUGAAAAAACUUUACAAAAAGGAGUGAAAAACAAAGUUUUAUUUUUCAAGUGAGACUCUGAUUGUUUGUGUGCGUGUGUGUGUGUGGUGGUGCUGUUGCUGGAGAAAGACCUUAGUACUCAUGUCUGUGUGAGACUGAAAAUUGCAUUCAUUUGCCAUCUUGUUGAAUUUAGGGUUGAUUUGAUUAUGUAUAGUUAAGGGUUGUGAUCAAUGCAUUUGAGAGGACAGCUAUUAAAUCUGCAAUCACAGGUUUAAGUUUGGAUUGCAAUGUUGUAUAACUUUGAGUUCUGAAUUGUCUCAUUUCCUCUUUGUAACAGCUUCCAAAUUGAAGCCCAAACCUGUAACUGUUCUCUCGAUACCUGAUCAAAGUCAUUAAACCCCAGCACAGACACAAAGUUGGUUGCAUUGUUCUAAUGCCAUGUACAUCUGAGUACAUUGUUUUGUUUCAUUGUGAAGUUUCAAAACCUUCAAUAAACAUAAAAAAGGUGA
Paramisgurnus dabryanus is the source of this 8507-nucleotide messenger RNA. Its product is annotated as KIAA0232 ortholog. NCBI's taxonomy places the organism in Eukaryota, Metazoa, Chordata, Actinopteri, Cypriniformes, Cobitidae. The record is from RefSeq and is a predicted model, not a curated record.